GAGAAGAGAGAAAAAAGAGUAGGGCUAAUAACAGAGAGAGAGAGAGAGAGAGAGAGAGAGACUCUCGCGCGGAGGGAUAGAGGACAAAAACGUGACUAGGCAGCCUAAGAGCUGUUAUGCAACCGCUGACCUACUAACACAUAUUUCUAGAAAGGGAGCCGGAGAAACUGGAGCAAAGUGUCCCGGCAUCGCACAACACACAGGCAGCCCGAGCCAAAAGACAGAAACGGCAUCCACCCGACCCACAACCGAGCAGAGCAUCGACAGGAACGGGAGAAGAAAACUUUUCGGUUUUUCUUAGGGAGGUUUCCUCUAAAAGGACAAGGAAAGGAGGAAACGGGAGCGAGACAGCUUUUGUGUCGGGGAAGCCUGAAUCUUUUUUUUCUCCUCCUCCAGGACAUGGAAAGUUAGUGGUCAGCAAACAGCAGCACUGAAGCUGGAUCCUCAGGGAGCCCCAAAGUAGACGGACUGACCUACAUCCUCUGUGAAACACUGAGAGAAGCAGGGCAACGGCCUGACAGGCAUCACAGCUCUGCUGAAGAUUGAGGAAGACGCAGAUAAACUCAAAAUCACCUCCAGCGAGACUCCAGAGACUGCUUUGAACAAUUUGCCAAGACUGCUGGAAGACUCUUUGCUCAAAAUACAAACUUGGUUCCUUUUAUAGUUUCCUUGUUCAGAACACUAGUUCAAUGUCUGAGGUGUUUGUGGAGUUUCACCUCUUUUUAAUCUUCUUGGCUAAUUUAGACACCUGAACGUUUUAAUCUUGAAAGAUAAGUAACAGAAAUCAAUGAGGCUAUCCCUUCGAGGAGCACAAAUACCUCAUCAAGACGUUUUUGCGGAUCCUGCGACAUAGGUCAAACUCCUUAGUAACAAAGCAGAAGGCCGAUAUACUUUUACAUCUUUUCCCUCCCCCCCUUUACCCUUCGCCCAUCGCUAGAGUUACACUCUGGCCCCCAGCUGGGAAAAAAUGGAAAGUCUGAGUCUACACAUUCCAUCCACCAGCAACAAAAAUUCCAUGGAGGUGGACACCUUUUCUAACUACAGCGGGAGCAUCCCAUCCCCUCUUCCUGAAGGUGGAGCGCGGAUCAGCCGCCAGGCUAAAGGUAGCAAGCCUAAUCUGAGCUGCCGUCGCAAGCGAGAGUUUAUUUCUGAUGAGAAGAAAGAUGCUUGCUAUUGGGAAAAACGGAGGAAGAACAAUGAAGCCGCCAAGCGCUCAAGGGAAAAGCGUCGCCUCAAUGACAUGGUGCUAGAGAACCGGGUCAUGGCGCUGAAUGAGGAGAACGUUCGUCUAAAGACUGAGCUCCUCCAGCUCAAGUUGCGCUUUGGACUGAUCAGCACAGCCUCCUACAUGGAGAAAAGUCAGCAGAUCUCCAACAGUGCUGCUGGUGUCAACGCUAGUAGCAAUGGGAGCAGUGCCAAUGGCACCCCGAAUAGCAACGCCUACCUCUCAAGCAGCGGAUACUCCAGUGCAUCCCAGGUGAUGCUGAAUUCUGAUUCAUCUGAAGCUGAACAGUCGAGCCGUGGCGACCGCCACAACACGCUCCACAGUUAUUCUCCCCGGGGAUCCGUCUCUGACAUGUCGGACGGCUCCUCCAGAGACAGCCCAGAACCCAUGAGCUACAACAUAAAGAGAGAGCCCUCAAGUAUGGAGAUGGCCAGACUGGAAAGCAAUGGGAUGCCCAAUGAUAUGUCAAGUGGGGCUUACCAUGGCAGCCACACUGCUCUGGUUUCUCCUCACCAGCAGAACACCCCAUUGGCUGAAAGUGCCAUGGACUACCAGCACCACCAACAGCAGCAGUGCCACAUGGAGGCCCCCAGCCCUCCUCCUCAGGCCACCUCUGCACAGAGGAGCGUUAUCUUGUAUCGCUCUAGCAGCGGCUGUUACCCCAUGGAGAACCAGAGGCCGGAGGACCAGCAGUCCCAGCAGAGCAGACCACUGCAGCAAGGCCAGAAUACCUCAACCUCCAAGUUCUCUGACUGCUCAGUGACCAUCACAGAGGUCGCUGAGAAACUAGAGAGGACAAAGACCAUAGACUCUCCUCAGUAUGAAUACACUAAUGGCCAUGCUGAGUCAGUAGAGGAGCUGCAGCAAAGGUACAACGCCCAACAACAGUGUGAGAACCAUCAUGGGCACUGCAGCUACCAGGAUCAGGAGAGCAGUCUUCGGCAUGCAGAAAGCCACCAGAACCCCUUUGCCCCUGAUCUGAUCCAUAACACUGAGGAGGGCAAGUCCUCCUUCCCACAGCACAACAGCUACCUCAACACACUGGACGAAGAGCCCCCGGUGCUCACCUACGAGGGAGGCCCCCGAGCUGACGGUUUCUACCAGGAGAACUCUUCCACUAAAGACACCUCAUCCAGUGAUGGGGACCCUCGUAGCUCUGACAAGGAGGGCUCAACCGAUGACGAGUCCCCCUCCUCAUCUUCCUCAGACAUUAGCAGCUACCACCAGAAGGCAGUGGGGGCUGCCAGUUUCCAUGGCGAGUUCCAAGCUGAGGUGAAAGCCACUGCCCUGCCCCACAAACUCCGCCUCAAGUACAGAGCUCUGUCCAAUGGGGCAGCAGGAUUGCAGGCAGAGGGACCUUUUAACACCUCCAUGUCCCCCUCUCCCAAUUUGCCUCAGCACCCUUACUUAGCUCUGCCCAGCAACCCUCACAGUGCCCAUGGCAACGGGGAGAGCAAAGAGGUGGAGAAUGAGACUGAUUAUUCAGAAGAGGUCAAACCUCAGGUGAAUGAGAGGGCGGAGGCUAAAAAGGAGGGAGGGAAGAGGGGAUACAGCAGCAGCAGCAGCAGCAGCAGCAAGGGUGGGCGCAAUAAGAGGCGAGAUUAAGGACAUAUGGGGCAGCUUGAGGAUUUUCCUGUCACCUCUUUGUUGUGUACAACAGACAACUACAAGUAUGAUUCACAUAGCCACCUUACAAGACAGAGAAGAAGCCAGUGAUCUGUGUGAGGUAUGGUUAGGAUGUGAUUGAACCAUAAAGUUUCACUGUGUCACCUGUUCCCCAUCCCUUUACUCUCUUUACUCCUACCUCCCACCCACCCUCCAAUUAAAAUAAUAGAUCACUUAAUUGAGGGAGGGGACAGAAUGAAACUCUCCAGAGCUGGAGUCUGGGAUAUUUCCCUUGUGGAAAAUUCAAACAUUAUUCAAUUAUUCAUUAUAGUAAACUGCCUUGGUGGCUGGCCAGCGUUUAUUGUGGCAUUAUGGGAACAUUCCUUUGACCAAAGAAUACACAUCCUUCCCUUAGCGUCUCCCUUUUUGGCAAAGAGUUACAUUCUUCCUCCCUCUGAGCACAUCUUUACCAUUUCAUCCUCCAACCUCUUACCAUGUGCACACAAGUCCCCUUCUGAAGCACUUAGAUUGUAUAUUACUGUGACAUAUGAAUUUGCAUAAAAGGAAAAUAUAUUUUAAGAAGAAAAAUGUGGCAAAAAAACAAAACAAAAAAUAAAGCAGUGGGAUACGGAAGUCGUAGACUUCAAAGUGAUGAGUUUGUUCUUGUUGAGACACCUUGUACAGUCCCCUUUUGUCUAGGAAAUGCCUCGAAGAUUUUCUUUUAACUAAAAGUAUGAGCCACGACUUGUAAAAAAUAAAAGUACAAAGUACACGUUUUUCAGAUUUAUGGAUCAGAUCUGGGCCUCCCUCAGGUGAUCUGAGCUCUUUGACACUCAAAGCUGUCAAAACAGUCAAGGCCAGUUAUACGCAUAUCAGUCAAGGCUAUGCAGUCACACAUUGCUGUUAGCAAAACCUGACAAGCACAAGGCAAGCCUCGUUUGCCAGCCGUUCAACAAAAAAUCAAUACAUCUUCAUUUCCAGACAAAAAUUGUCUGUCUAAUAAAUGAAAUAGCUCUCCAAACCAGCAAAGCUGCUCUCUCUUCAUAAGGUGCCUCUUUAUUGUGUUGUCCCUCGUCCCCACUUUGGCCAAUGUCUUAACGACCCCACUCACAUCCGCACUGAGUUGUUUUAGCUACAUCAUACAGUCUGUACAAGUUUAACUGUUUCACUUCCUGGUGCCUGCCUCUGGCCACUAUGUAUAAAUGUAUAGUUGUCUCUCUAUCUCUUGUAUACUGCUGUCAUUAUUUUAUUAUUAUUUUAUUAAUAUUGUUAUUUUCUAUUAUAUUCGGUUAUUAUUUUGACUAUUAUUAUGUGUAUUUUUCUGUCAUCCUGUUGUGUCAUUUUGCUCUAUGCUCUUCCUGGUUGUGCUGUGUAUUUACCCAUACUUCCCUUUGCCCCCAGUUACCAUUUGUACUCUGUGUUACUGUAUAACCUUUGUUGUUUGCCACAAGGCUUUCCGAAAAUGAAAAAAAAAUUGAAUAAGGCUUGUCCAGAAGUGAUUAUGUAUUGCUAUACUUCAUGUGGAUAUGCAAAAUGGUUACAAAAAUGCUCAUUUUUGAUUGUGAAAGAUUCAAAAUGGGGAAAAAAUAAAAGGUUGUUGAAUUUA
Messenger RNA from Dicentrarchus labrax (European seabass), 4436 nucleotides. RefSeq names its product nuclear factor, interleukin 3 regulated, member 5 (gene nfil3-5). The record is from RefSeq and is a predicted model, not a curated record. The coding region runs from base 968 to 2830 and encodes 620 amino acids. NCBI's taxonomy places the organism in Eukaryota, Metazoa, Chordata, Actinopteri, Moronidae. Gene Ontology annotation, biological process: circadian rhythm; regulation of DNA-templated transcription. The transcript has 2 exons. Gene Ontology annotation, molecular function: DNA binding; DNA-binding transcription factor activity. Gene Ontology annotation, cellular component: nucleus.